This is a messenger RNA of Eurytemora carolleeae, 1707 nucleotides long. RefSeq lists its product as uncharacterized. Gene Ontology annotation, biological process: signal transduction. The record is from RefSeq and is a predicted model, not a curated record. The coding region runs from base 32 to 1105 and encodes 357 amino acids. The transcript is spliced from 16 exons. NCBI's taxonomy places the organism in Eukaryota, Metazoa, Arthropoda, Copepoda, Calanoida, Temoridae. Gene Ontology annotation, cellular component: cytoplasm.
GACUUUCAAAUUUGACCAGGAAAGAUUAAACAUGGGUUACCCGGAACAGAAAGGCCUUACCCUGCAUACCGUAAAGACAAGUUCUUGCGGAGAAUUAAAAGUCUACUCAGAGGGUAAUCUUGAGCAUGCGCAGAAGGAGGAGAUUUGUGCUUUCCUCACUGUUCAUGAUAUGGGAAGCAACUAUGAGUCAAUGGUCGAGUUCACCCAUCAACCCUGCAUGGAAGGGAUGAGGCAACGCGCCGUGUUCCUCCACGUCGUGGUUCCAGGACAGGAGGAGGGAGCACAGGAUUUGAACCCAGAGUUUCACUUCCCAUCCAUGCAGGAGCUAGGAGAGACUCUCGUUGAUGUUCUUGACCAGCUGAACUUGAAAUAUGUUCUGGGACUUGGAGAGGGAGCCGGAGCUAAUAUCAUCACCAGGUUUGGAAUGAAGCAUCCAACCAGAUGCCUGGGAAUUGUUCUGAUACAUCCGACUUCAACUACAGCUGGAGUGAUGGAACACUUCAAAGACAAGAUUAUUGCCUGGAAGCUGACAACAGUUGGACAUAAUCCAACAGCUGAGGAGUAUCUAGUAUUCCAUAAAUUCGGCCAAGGAGUGGAGGCAGCGAAAGACAAGGUGAAGGCAAUGGAGGAGUUUAGAGAGACUCUUCACACUCAGAUAAAUCCAAGUGAUAGUGUUAAUGAAAAGAAGCUUUCCAAUGAUGUAACAUCUUUAACAUUUGGACUUCAAACAUGGGAUUUAAACCUAUCUACCCACCUAGAGCAGGAGCUCAAGUGUGACACCUUGCUUGUUGUUGGAUCCAAGUCGUCUUUCCUUCACACCACUGAGACCAUGUAUUCUCAUUCUAAUCCAACAAAAACAAGCAUCCUCAGGAUUGAUGAUGUUGGCGAUGUACUCGAUGAAGCCCCUGAGAAGGUAUCCCAGAGUAUUCUUCUGUUUAGCCAAGGACUUGGUCUCUUCACCUCCCUGGGUCUGGGAGGAAAUAGAUCGAGGUCUGGGAGUAUGAUUCCACAUGACCGACGACCCAGCAAGUCCAUGGAACAAUAUGACCAGCCGAACGUGAAGAGAUUUGUACAUGAUCUAGUCCCAGGAGAAAACCAACAAUGAACAGUUUGAGAAAAUAUGAAACCAACAAUUAACAGUUUGAGAAAAUAUGAAACCAAAAAUGAAAGUUUUUGAAAUUUAUCCUUAAGUAGUUGUGCACCAUAGAGAGGCACGUUAUUUAGUCUAAAUCUUUAAAAUUGAUAUUGUUAUAGUAUACAGUACAUGCGUAAAUGUUAUUUAUUAAAACUCAAAUUUAUACGUUUUUUGAUAAAUUUCAGAUUCCAGAUUAACCAUUUCAUAAAUGUUAGAUGUAAGUUAGAUUCAAGAGAGUUAAUUAGUUUUUUUAAAUACAAAAAAAACAAGGCCCCUGUCGCCCCUCUUUCACAUUUUAAACUCUUCUAGUCUCAGAGUUAACUAUGAUAAGCAUAGAAUUAAAAAUAUAAAAAUUACACUUUUCAUUGUUUGUAAAAUAUAUUUUUAUCUGUUUCAAAGAUUAUCCUUUUAGGCAACAGUAUCAUUAUAAAGGAAAUAAAAUUAAAAGCAGGUUUGUCUCACACACAUUUUAUUCACAAUCUUAACUAAUUUUAUGUAAAUGCAAAUUUACUGAAAAAGAAAAAGUUUAUUGUUUAAAACCUUGACAGAAUUGUAGAAUUGUAUUUGUGAAA